GGCCAACCGAGUGGCCGCAGCGCAGGAAGCUCCCGCCUGGCAGCCGCGGAACCCCUCACAAGUGGACUCGUCAAUCGCAGAUACGCGCGCCCGGCCGCCAGGCGUCCCAGUCCCGCACGAAGCGCAUCCACCUGCAGCCCAGCGGCGCCCUGCUUCGUCGGCUGGCUGCUGCUCGUCCUUCCGCGGUGCUGCGGGAGUCGUGGACACGCAAGCAGGCACCAGAGCAGUGCAGUCUUACUGAACUUUGCAGCUCCUUGUAUCCCGCUCCCGCUGUUGGCCCUUGGCCCUUGAGCCCGCAGCCCACUCGACCGCCGCCUUACAAGCGAUACUGUGCCGGCUCCAAGGGCUCGCAAGAACUCUCACCACGGCAGGGGUCUGUGAGCCUACUGCAGCCCAUGCACAGGGGUUGGUCCCGUCCAACCACCUUGGCCCCUCUGCCUGGAGCUGCUGCUGCUUGUCGAGCCUCUUUAACCCCAGAGCCGCCCACCCGUCUCCAAUCCUCCUGGCUGUGCACCCGCGGCCGCUUGGAUUCUUCAGCCCGCUUCUGUUCCGGAAGCCCGCUGGUAAGCCAGGCCCGUGUUGGCGACCUCAUCUGACGCGCUUGUCUGGCCUCACACAGCGAGACCGGGCAUAAACCUGCGCUCCGCCAUCCAUCCUACAGACCCAUCGUGCUGGAGCAUCGCGACCUACCGGAAUUUCAAACCUUACACAGCGCGCGGUGGGGUUUACGAGGCGUUCUUUCUUCGAUCUCGGCGCGACAGCUUGUCGAAGAGAGCCCAACGCCCCGAUCGACUCUCGCCGACUAUCUCGUCGCGAACCGCGAUAUAACCUGGCGCCGACCCCGCCAUGGCGCUCGAGGCCCCUUUGCGGUCAUCGACGGGACAUUUGCACUUUCCGUUCGCCAGAGAGGGAGAGAUGUCUGCAUCGCCAGAGACCGACGGGCUUCGCUCUCCUAUGAGAGUCGUGUCAUCCCCGCCCGCCAGCACGGACGCGUCAAUGUUGCGACCAAGCUCAGCUCAAAGGGUUUCAUCCCACCCCAUAAAUAUCCUCAGCCCGAGUGACAUCGUAGGCCCCUCACCAGUGACGUCGAAUGGCACAGAGACCACCGAAAUCGAGGACGAUGUGUCGGAAGAAGUGGAACAGGCGCAUACAACAGAUCUAGACGCUGUCCGUCGCUCAGAGCUUCUCAUGCUCAGCACGAACCUACCAGAGCAUCUGCGCCAACCCAAUAGCGAGGAGGCAGUGUCUGUCAUCCACGCCCCUGAGAGCUUUGCAAGCUGGACAUCAACAGAACCUACCGCCCAGGCUAGCCAGCCAAGCGAGCGAUCCUUAUCCAGAGACCAUGACAACGACCCAGCAUCCCUCAAGAACGAACAUCGCAAGUCCCAACCGCCUCCUACCCGACCGCCGAUCUCGACCGACGUCAAACCUGUACGGCACAGCAUUGACAGCGCCGCCACUCCGAGGGCCCAGGAUCUGCAGGAUAUGCUGAGCGACAGCAGCCGGCUACGAUCAAGUAGUACAAGCAGCCUAGAGAAGAUUGAUGAACAAACGGAAGCAGAGGGGGACGAGUACGAAGAUGACGAUUAUCCUGGCAUUCCGGACAUCAUUCCCGUCGAUGACGAAAUCACGGCUUUAAGAACCGCGCUCCAAGAGUGUUGGACUCUCUGCAACACCCUGGCUACUUUGAGCUCUAUUCACCGAGCCAGAGUCUUCAACAAUUCAGGAACACCAGAUGCCCACGAGAAAGCCUGGAAAUCAUGCUGGAAGCUAUGCCAGCGUCUAUAUGAGAACCAGGAUGUGGAUUCCGCUUCCCUAAAUGUCCGCAUGAAUCUUGAUAUGUGUCGAGAUUUCUGUCAGGCCUUGUUCGACAUCCGCCAGCGCAAGGAUGAGACGGCAGAUUCCGUUCUGCGAGUCAGCUUCGAGCUGAACAAUCAUUUGUAUAGUGCUCAGGAUAGCCGCAAUCUCCCAGAGGCAUUCAGGGAACGGACCCUGGACUUUUAUAUCACGCUUUGCCAUCGCCUCAUGAAACAGCGCAGCGAGCUUGCCGAAGAGACUGACCACCUCCUGAGUGCCUGCUGGAGCCUGGCAGAGAUGCUUUUUAGUCUUCGGCAAAAUAGAAGAGACGGCAGGCCACCCGACGAAGAGCUUCUCGGUUCAGCUGUUCAGGCAUGCUGGGAUCUUUGCGACAUAUUCAGAGAUGGCUGGACACAGAUACGCCCGGACCGAAACACGCCGCGGCCCAGCCAGACCAGCUUCUUUCCCACCCAGCCGAGCGACCAGACUGGACGCGAGAGCAGGCAGUCAAACCGUUCGUCUUUGCACUCCAAGCGAGAGAGCGUAAAGAGCACCCACCAAGAGGAGCGCCCAAGGAAACCGCCACCCGUGCCAGAGACGCCAGUCACUGAAUUCGAAGACACGCCCGUCUCGCCGGAGAGCCGAUCACCACAGAUGCCGAACAUCAUGGUGCUUGGUACCACGAGUGACAAUGGUCGUGGCGGCAGAUGGUCGAGCAACGCGUCCAACAUGUCUAGCUACUCGCGAAGCAGCAACCGCACAUCGAGUACUGCCACCACGACAACGGCGACCGAAGACCCCAAUAUAUCUCGGUGCAAGAUCUUGGUCCUUCGCGCAGCGAUGAAUCUUGGGUUCGAUCGAGAGGCCAUCACGGACCCCAAGGCUGGCGCUGCCGCGCUGCAAAAGUACGUCCAAGGACUUCCGACCGGCUCUUUCGGCUCAUUGCCCGGUCAAACCACCCUUCUUCAGCAAUACAAGAAUGCGGUUCUCACGGACUCCUUUAUCCCUCGCAACCAAGCACUCCCUGUCCGGGGCAAGCGAGUCAUUGCACAGGACAUGGCCAAGAGCGUUCAAGCCAUGUGCAACAGCUCGCCGCGAUAUGGAUACUUGCGAGAGCUAUUCAAGUUUGUCUUUCAGUUCUCUGUCGACGAAGCCGAGGCACGAAGAAACGUCAGCAGCAUCGUGGUCUAAAGGUAAUUUGUGCAUUCUUUAUGAUAGCUCCAUGCAGUCCAUCCAAUAAGCGGAUGGGGUGAAGGUAGCGGAGGAGUAUGUGAUACUGGAGAAUUACAACUUGGUGGGAGCGGUGGUCUACUCGUUAUUUUCAGGCACUAGAUACCCUAUCCAUUUACGUAUUCACGACACAAUACGAGUCCACUGGAUGAAUGAACAGACCUUUGUACGUAGGGAAGCAAGCAGGAGUAAGGCCACAAUCGAUCAUGUCAGAUCGCCGAGGAUGCCAUCCAAU
Molecule: messenger RNA, 3262 nt
Organism: Purpureocillium takamizusanense
Lineage: Eukaryota; Fungi; Ascomycota; Sordariomycetes; Hypocreales; Ophiocordycipitaceae
Exons: 7
Coding region: 847-2988 (713 amino acids)
Source: RefSeq, a predicted model, not a curated record